Messenger RNA from Perca flavescens (yellow perch), 1978 nucleotides. It is a transcript of the gene pdrg1, whose product is annotated as p53 and DNA-damage regulated 1. Gene Ontology annotation, biological process: protein folding. Gene Ontology annotation, cellular component: prefoldin complex. Bases 81 to 479 code for a protein of 132 amino acids. The record is from RefSeq and is a predicted model, not a curated record. The transcript is spliced from 5 exons. Lineage: Eukaryota; Metazoa; Chordata; Actinopteri; Perciformes; Percidae.
GGUCAGAAGAAGAAGAGAAAGAAGAACGUUGUUUCAGACCGGACGUAUUUUUAUAGCACACACAUACUCACACAGCUACCAUGGACGCUGUAUCCCAGCGUGUUUUGGAGAAUUUGACAGAAGUUGAGGAGGCAGCUGAGGAUGUUCUGACCACUAAACAACAGAUAGUUGACCUGGACACUAGGAGGAACAGGAACAGAGAGGCGUUGAACGCACUGAAAAAUGAAAUAUCAGAUUCAGAGAAAGUGAAGGUUUGCUUCGGAAACAUGUUCAUCAAAUUUCCCAAAUCAAAGACAAAGGAGAUGAUUCAGAAAGACCAAGAGCAGCUGGACCAGGAGAUAAACGAACUUCGCAAAGGACUGAAAGCUAAAGUCAACCGUCUAAAUGAUAUGCAAGGGAAACCUGAGCUGAGAGGCUACAAUCUUUCUCCUCUGUCCACUGAUGAAAUCAAAGCUAUUAACGGUCUUUUAAAGAGAUGACAUCAGAUCUGAUGACAUGAGGACAGAGCCUGAUGCUACUGUGACGUGCUAACCUCUGGAUGAUCUGAAGGUGCUACAGUAGCUUCCUGAAUCAUUUACAUCUUCAUCACCUGCCUUUAGGACAUUUUAGAAAUGAAUGUCAAACAUUGUAUCCUAUGUCUCUCAGUUAAAGGGUAACUACAGUUUUUUUCAACUUGGACCCUAUUAUCCUAUGUUUUUGUGUCUAAGUGAGAAAUUCUUUAUUAGAUGUAGCAUCUCGUUUUCAAGGGGGUCCUUAAAAGCAAACAUAUAGAAUACAUUCACAAUUAGACAAAAAAAGUUACCAAAACAACUUGUGGAGACUACAAGAAAAACAUACAUACAUACAUACAUACAUACAUACAUACUAACAAACAAUAGCAAAGCUCUCCUUCACACCAAAACCACCCAUAUCCUCCCCAUUUAAACCAUUAAAUAUUAGACAGUAAACAUUGAAGGUCCUUCCUAUACAGUUAAAAAAAAUGAAAAUACAAAAAACAAUAUUAAAAUAAUAAAAAUAAAUAAGUAGAUGAAAAAAUAAAAAAAAUAUCAAGCAUGAGAAAAACAGUUGCAGCUUGUAUGCAAAUAAUUAAGAAGAGCCAUCUGAAACUGAUGAAAAGAGGAGAUAGAUCUAAUAGAGUAAGACUAAGUGACUGAUGGGAACAACAAUCUUUGACAUUGGUCCAGUAUUAAGAGAGAUCGCUGCAGUCGGCAGCAGAGAAACAAGCUACAGUGUAAGUUAAUAGGACAAUUGUCCAGCUUGUAUUUACUGAACCUUCACAGAAGUGCUCUUUUUGCCACUGACAGGCUCAGAUAUAAUAUUCUAAGUGUCUGACAUCAUUAUGGAAAGGAUUUGUAAGGAGGUCAACCUUUCUUUAAAAAACCAUUUGCUGUUUUUCUCGUCCAAGUACUUUUGUUUAAGCUAUUGGCUUUAUUUCCAACCUGUUUGAGUGACUGCUCAUUGGACAUAUUUAUAGUGAUGUCCCCACGUUCACAGAUCUCAGGAGUUCACUUUGGUGUGUACAACCUCAUAACCAAUAGAGCCGAGGACCAGAGCUAUGAAGAUAAACCCCAAGUUGCAAUAAACUGUAGUUUUCCUAACCAAUUUUUAGAAGUAAAAUAAAUACUCUGUGAGACUGGACAGGAGGAGCGUUGGACAGGACAGGACGGGACUAUCUAAUCACUAUAUGUGGGCUGUGAAUGGCCACAAGGUGGCAGUGCAAGUGUACGGCACUUAGCAGAUGUCUAGUGUGUUUUUCAGUGCAUUAUGUGAAAUGUUUUUUUUCAUAGUGUUUGCAGGUUUUUGUCCAUGAACUGUAUUUACCAUCUCGCUAUAAAUGCAUGUUUAUGAUUUUGGGUCAUUUGUAUUUAUGUUCAGUUACUAUAUGUGUUUUCAGUAUGCCUUUUUGUUUUGCCUGACUGAGACAUGCCUACAUGAGUAGACAGGGUGCUGUCCUCAGGAAUAAACUGUGUAAAAUAAA